Molecule: messenger RNA, 1143 nt
Organism: Lotus japonicus
Lineage: Eukaryota; Viridiplantae; Streptophyta; Magnoliopsida; Fabales; Fabaceae
Product: protein LEAD-SENSITIVE 1-like
Exons: 2
Coding region: 168-944 (258 amino acids)
Source: RefSeq, a predicted model, not a curated record
UGUUGUGGAUCAACAAUGAUGUGUGUGUGUGGGGCCGAAGUCCAAUACAACGAUCACAACAAGCAGGUCCAGAAAAAAGGAAGAAGAAGAAGAAGAAGCGGUGUUACGGCGUGGAGUGAAAGAAGCACAGGUGAGAGUGAGAGUGAGAGUGAGAGUGUGAACUGAAAAUGGGUUUGCUUUCACACAGAGUAGAGAGGCAUGAGAUGAAGCCUGGCGAUCACAUCUACACCUACAGAGCUAUUUUCACCUACUCUCACCACGGCGUUUUUGUUGGGGGGAGCAAGGUUGUACAUUUCAGACCCGAGAGGAACUUCAAGUCAACCACUGAGACAUCUUCGAACUUGGAUGAUUCGACAUCCACUCCAUGUGAAAUAUUUCCUGAUUGUGGAUUCAGGCAGCCAAACAGUGGAGUAGUUCUUUCUUGCUUAGACUGCUUCCUUCGAAACGGAUCUCUUUACUGUUUCGAGUACGGGGUUUCACCAACAGCUUUUUUUACCAAAGUAAGGGGUGGCACAUGCACUACUGCAUCAUCUGAUCCACCUGAAACUGUUAUCCAUCGCGCAAUGUACCUUCUUCAAAAUGGCUUUGGCAAUUACAAUGUUUUCCAGAACAACUGUGAGGAUUUUGCCUUGUACUGCAAAACUGGUCUUUUGAUUUUAGACAAGCAAGGGGUUGGAAGAAGUGGUCAAGCCUCUUCCAUUGUUGGUGCUCCAUUGGCUGCAAUGCUUUCUUCUCCCCUCAAGUUGUUAAUGCCGAGUCCGGUCGGCGUGGCGACUGUAACGGCAGGAAUGUACUGCAUGAGCAGGUAUGCAACUGACAUUGGCGUGAGAAGUGAUGUGAUCAAGGUGGGGGUGGAAGACUUGGCUGUGAACCUGGGAUGGACUUGUCCUGAAGAGGAGAUAGCAGCUGAAGAUGAAACUUCCGGCUCACUGACUACCAUAUGAUUUACCUAAUUCACCCUUAUGAACAUGAAAUUGUUGCAUGUAUUAUUGCUAGUAGUUACACUAGUCGAUAGCAGAAUCUGGACUACUAUAUAAGGCUUAAUUGUUCCUUGCCAUUAUUGGUGUCUAGUUAUUCAAAUUGUGUAAGGGAUGAAAUAGCAAUAAUACUUGGAGUAGUAACUAAUGAAGUAUAAUUAUAUCU